AUGACCGGAGGUUGUAGCAUCAGAGCCAUCUGGAUCCUCAACCGUCUCGACGCCGUCGUUUUCUCCAGGAGGUUUCCGGUGGUAGAGAAGCGGUGGAGGGGAACUUGCAAGAGUGAAAACGAGACCUCUACCGAGGGUGAUCUUAAUUACAGAGUAUUUACUUCACUUCCUAGUGAUUCAGAGUUAGCUGCUGCAUUUGUAGAUAGAAAGAGAAGGGAGGGGUCUCUUCGUGGGUUUGGGGUACGUCUGAGUCAGUCAGCUGAGGGCUCGGAUUCUUGGCUUGAUGAUCCUAUUACACGUCAUAUAAUAGGAAUUUAUAUAAACAAAGAAGAGGACGGUGAUAGUAAUGUGCUAUGGCCUUUAAUCUUGCACACAAAGGGCCAUUAUGUCAUCCUUGUAUUUCCGUUGGUGGAGCCCAGACAUCUGAAGGCGUACGUGACAUUAUGUAAUAGAUCUGAUUGUGGCAUUGCUGUUGGAGUGGAGGACAGUAUAUCUUCCAUUCUGCUUGAUCUUCCGUCCAUCACAGGUGCAUUUAUGGUGGCACAUGCUAUUGGUGACAUAAUAACUGGCGAUGUGGGGGAACCUGAGGUGGUUGUAAGUGCAUCUCCAUCUGUGGGUGGGCUGUUAGAUUCACUAACUGGCAGUAUAGGGAUAUCAAGCAUCUCCUCGAGGGCGAAACCUGUAGCUGCACCAGUUGCAUCCUCAACCCCUUCCAGUGGUGCUGUGACAGGAACUGUUACAUCAGAUGCUCACAGGACUGGUUCUAGGACUUUAGAUAAAGAUGCACUUCGAACUUUCAUAAGUAGUUCAAUGCCCUUUGGAACACCGUUGGAUUUGAGCUUCCCCAAUAUUAUUUCCAUUAAGGUUAAUGGCUUUUCACAAUCAGAUCUUCCUCCAGCAGACCUCAAGCAACCAGCAUGGAAACCUUACCUAUACAGAGGAAGGCAGAGAAUGCUAUUCUCAGUUCAUGAGACUGUCCAUGCUGCUAUGUAUGACCGAGACGAGAUUCCAGAUAGUAUAUCAAUUUCUGGUCAAAUCAAUUGUCGAGCUGAUUUAGAAGGAUUGCCUGAUGUGUCCUUCCCCUUGAACGAUCACAUUGAAGUUUUAUCAUUUCAUCCUUGUGCUCAAGUUCCAGAAAAAGGUAUUGAUAAGCAAGCUGUGAUGUUUUCACCACCAUUAGGCAAUUUUGUUCUAAUGCGUUACGAAGCAGUCUGUGGUCUUGGACCUCCCAUAAAGGGAUUUUACCAAUUGUCGAUGGUCUCUGAAGAUAAAGGUGAUUUCUUAUUCAAACUGCGGCUAAUGGAUGGUUACAAAUCUCCUCUCACUAUGGAGUUUUGUACUGUGACUAUGCCUUUUCCGACAAGAAGGGUUGUAUCUUUUGAUGGCACUCCAUCAGUUGGAAUAGUUUCCACUACAGACCAUUCAGUGGAAUGGAAGAUUGUAAUGGGUGGGAGGGGACUCACCAAAAGUAUUGAGGCAACCUUCCCUGGGAAAGUUCAGUUUGCACCAUGGAAACCUAAAAAAUUACCUCCUAGUUCGGCCUUUGGAAGCAUAGCUGAUGAAGAUAGCGAUAUUGAGACCGAUGGUAACAAUAAUAGUAUGGUAAAUAUAGAUGAAUUCCUAAUGGAGAAAAUGAGCAAGGAUCUUCAGCCAGCUGAUUUGGAGGAGCCAUUUUGCUGGCAUGCAUACAAUUACGCCAAGGUGUCUUUCAAGAUUGUUGGGGCUUCCUUGUCUGGAAUAUCAAUUGAUCCAAAAUCGGUAAGCAUUUAUCCAGCUGUCAAAGCACCAGUGGAGUUCUCAACUCAGGUUACUUCUGGGGAUUAUAUUUUGUGGAAUACAUUGGGUAGGUGCCCAUCUGCUGCUGCUGCAACGAAAGGUCAACGACGUGUUCUUUGUCUAAUCGACUACACCCUGAUAUUGACUAAACCUGUUCUUUGUGUUUUAAAGUCCAAUGCUUAUGGUGGGACAAUUUUUGUCAACUUUGAGUCGUCCUGUUUCAGCAGUAUUCCAAGUCCAAGUGUAGUGGGACCGACACUUCGUUCAUAG
Messenger RNA from Prunus armeniaca (apricot), 2046 nucleotides. The record is from the annotation of a GenBank genome assembly. Lineage: Eukaryota; Viridiplantae; Streptophyta; Magnoliopsida; Rosales; Rosaceae.